Colletotrichum graminicola M1.001 is the source of this 1143-nucleotide messenger RNA. RefSeq lists its product as uncharacterized. The transcript has 2 exons. Bases 1 to 1143 code for a protein of 380 amino acids. Lineage: Eukaryota; Fungi; Ascomycota; Sordariomycetes; Glomerellales; Glomerellaceae. The record is from RefSeq and is a predicted model, not a curated record.
AUGUCGGCAGCAGCCAGCCCCGAUGCGCCCCUCGCCGCGGGGGCAGCGCAGUCCGUCGAUCCGCGAACACUCGCAGCCAUCAUUUGGACUUGCUUCUCGGUUGCCACCCUGUUUGCUGCACUGAGACUCACAGUACGCUGGAGGCAGAACCGCCACUUCCUCGCCGACGAUUACUGCAUCAUCUUGGCUUGGAUGUGCCUCGUCACCAUGGCCAGUCUGCAGACGAGACAGCUCGACGCGCUUUACUACACCACAUAUCUGGUCGCGGGACGGAUCCCAGUCACUGCCGAAACAGCUGCCAGGUUGGAAGACCUGGCACGCUGGCAGUAUCCCAUCAUCAAGCUGUUCUGGACCGUCCUCUGGUCCGUGAAGGCUAGCUUCAUGGCCGUCUUUUACCCACUGGUCAAGACGCUCCCUGUACGUCGGGGUCUUUGGUACUGCGUGGCCGUAUUUGCCCUUCUGGCAUAUAUCGGCUGCUGGGUGGCAAGCACCUUGACGUGCAGUCCGCCAUCCGACUAUUUCAGAGCUGGAAAGUGCAACAAGCCGCACGAGGUUUGGAUGCAGACCUUCAACGUCCUUUACUCCACCAGCGUCGAUGUUGUUUCCGACAUGAUGAUCAUGGCACUCCCGUUGACAAUCCUGCCAUCUCUGCAAAUAGACGGGAAGAAAAAGAUCGGGCUGGCUGUUGCUUUCAGUCUCGCCUCCAUCAUCAUCUGCGUCGCCAUUGUUCGCAUGACCCAUGUCAUCAAGGGGCAACACGUCGACCUCGUCGGCCUGGCCAUCUGGGGCGCGGUAGAGACGGCCACGGCAGUCGUCGUCGGCUCCCUGCUGCCUCUCAAGGCCCUCCUCACACGAGGGGUUAAGAAAUACCACUCCUCUGCGAGCAAGAGCAACACGCAGAGAUACGGCAUACACCAAAACCAGCCGGGUGAUGCCAUCACGUACGUGCCCGAUAUGACGUCGCGGUCCGUCAUGGUAACGCAGUCGAUACCGCUGGACGAUUUGCACAGGAGUCGCCAGAUGAACGGCCGGAUCUACGUGCAAAGAACAUACGAAACGCACGCCAGCCGUGACGACUCAUCCAGGGAGGAUGACGACGAGGUGGCUAUCGUCAAAAGCCAAGCAAAGGGAUGGGAGGCUUGA